Odocoileus virginianus texanus is the source of this 2253-nucleotide messenger RNA. NCBI's taxonomy places the organism in Eukaryota, Metazoa, Chordata, Mammalia, Artiodactyla, Cervidae. The record is from RefSeq and is a predicted model, not a curated record.
GGGUGGGGAUGGCGGCUCGUGUUCUCCUCCAUCUGCCUGAUCCGCUUCCUGCGGCCGGAGUUGGCGACCUCGCAGGCGCCUGAGAACCAGGGGCCGGACCGCUCUCUUACCUGGACUGGUACCUUCCUGUGGCAUCCACCAGAUUGCCAAGGCGUGCGCCGGGGCUCUCUUGUCUCCCUGGACUUCAGCCUGUGCCCCGCCACCCUUAACGGUCUUUUAGGGGCUCUCCGCGCUCCCGUGUAGUGCACCCCUCCUGGAUCUGACCAGAUUGUAAGGCUCCAGUCGGCUGGACCUGCCCAGUCGGGGUUCUUCCUCCUCUGCUUGCGCGUUUUGAUCUCCCAGAGCCUGAAGCUGCUCUUGUGAUAAAACUGUGUGUGGGGUGUUUGCUAGUCCUGGACCUACAACACUUUGAGGUUUCGCUUGGAGCCUGCAACCACCACAAGCUUUUGUUUGCAAGAGCAGAGCUAUUGGGCAGAUGGUGUAUUUGAACGAAGUCAUAGCUAUGGGAACGUAAGGAUUCAAACCCGGGGAAGCUGAAUCGGUUGCUGGUCAAAAGGAACUACCGGUUCUAGAUCUCAUGAAUUCCAACAGACAAUAAUCCAAUCGCGGAGGAAUAGUGCAUGUGCAAAAAAUUCUUUGGGGUCAGGAGAGUGCUGGUAUUGUGACCAGUGAUGGAAAUUCGAUACCAACAUUCAAAACACACAAGGGAAUGGGUCUUGUAAAUCACGUAUUUACUGAAGACAAUUUGAAGAAAUUAUAUACUUCAAAUCUUGGAAUUGGACACACAAGGUAUGCCACUACAGGAAACUGUGAAUUAGAAAAUUGCCAGCCCUUUGUUGUUGAAACACUUCAUGGGAAAAUAGCUGUGGCACAUAAUGGUGAAUUAGUUAAUGCUGCUCGCUUAAGGAAAAAGCUUCUGCGUCAUGGUAUUGGUCUGUCAACAAGUUCUGAUAGUGAAAUGAUUACCCAGCUACUGGCUUAUACCCCUCCUCAGGAACAAGAUGACACCCCAGACUGGGUAGCAAGGAUUAAAAAUUUAAUGAAAGAAGCACCCACAGCAUACUCUCUGCUUAUAAUGCACAAAGAUGUGAUUUAUGCAGUCCGAGAUCCCUAUGGAAAUCGUCCUCUAUGCAUUGGCCGUCUUAUUCCUAUUUCUGAUAUAAAUGAUAAAGAAAAAAAACCAUCAGAAACAGAAGGAUGGGUGGUGUCUUCAGAAUCUUGUAGCUUUUUAUCUAUCGGUGCAAGAUAUUACCGUGAAGUCUUGCCUGGAGAAAUUGUGGAAAUAUCCAGACAUAAAGUCCAAACUCUUGAUAUUAUACCAAGGUCUGAAGGAAACGCAAUGGCUUUCUGCAUCUUUGAAUAUGUUUAUUUUGCAAGACCAGAUAGUAUAUUUGAAGACCAGAUGGUUUACACAGUAAGAUAUCGUUGUGGUCAGCAGCUGGCCAUUGAAGCCCCCGUGGAUGCAGAUUUGGUUAGCACUGUCCCAGAAUCCGCUACACCUGCUGCUCUUGGUUACGCAUCAAAGUGUGGGCUUCCGUACGUGGAGGUGCUGUGUAAAAACCGGUAUGUAGGAAGAACAUUCAUUCAGCCAAACGUGAGGUUAAGACAGCUUGGUGUUGCCAAAAAAUUUGGAGUGCUGUCAGACAACUUUAAAGGAAAAAGAAUUGUUCUUAUAGAUGAUUCAAUCGUGAGAGGCAAUACCAUCUCGCCCAUAAUCAAGUUACUCAGAGAAUCUGGUGCAAAAGAGGUACAUAUUCGUGUAGCUUCACCACCAAUUAGAUAUCCAUGCUUCAUGGGAAUAAACAUACCAACAAAAGAAGAGCUUAUUGCUAAUAAACCAGAAUUUGAGCAUAUUUCAGAUUAUCUAGGAGCAAGCAGUGUUGUGUAUCUGUCAGUAGAAGGACUGGUUUCAUCUGUACAAGAAGGAAUAACAUUGAAAAAACAGAGAGAGAAAAAGCAAGACAUUAUGGUUCAAGAAAAUGGGAAUGGUCUGGAAUGUUUUGAAAACAAUGGUCAUUGUACAAAGGAAGAUAUUAUGAUUCAAGAAAAUGGGAAUGGUCUGGAAUGUUUUGAAAAGAGUGAUCAUUGUACAGCUUGUCUGACUGGAAAAUACCCUGUGGAAUUGGAAUGGUAGCUGCCAGGGGCAGACAUGGUAUUUCAGGACACAGAAGCUGGUGAAGAAGUUGUAGUGGUUAUACCUCCAUUUACUGUUACUCAGUUGGUACAAUGUGAAAUGCUACAUGCUUGUGUUGU